This is a messenger RNA of Cannabis sativa, 528 nucleotides long. Its product is annotated as large ribosomal subunit protein eL38z/eL38y. The transcript is spliced from 3 exons. Gene Ontology annotation, cellular component: cytosolic large ribosomal subunit; ribosome. The record is from RefSeq and is a predicted model, not a curated record. Gene Ontology annotation, molecular function: structural constituent of ribosome. Bases 70 to 351 code for a protein of 93 amino acids. Lineage: Eukaryota; Viridiplantae; Streptophyta; Magnoliopsida; Rosales; Cannabaceae. Gene Ontology annotation, biological process: translation; protein-RNA complex assembly.
AGUUGGGCCUAGGCCCAUUGGAUAACAGAAGGUCAACAGUCCACUAGGGUUUAGUUUCAUUUGUUACAUAUGUAUGGGAGGAGAGUGGUACUAUACCCUUCUUCAACUCUGCCUACCUCACGAGCUCCAUCGAUCUCAACCAUGCCUAAGCAAAUCCAUGAGAUCAAGGAUUUCCUUCUUACUGCAAGAAGGAAGGAUGCUCGUUCAGUAAAAAUCAAGAGGACCAAAGAUGCUGUCAAGUUCAAGGUCAGAUGCUCCAAGUACCUCUACACACUUUGUGUCUUUGAUGCUGAGAAGGCUAACAAGUUGAAGCAAUCCCUUCCCCCAGGUUUGAGUGUUCAAGACCUGUGAAGGGUUAGGUGGUGUCUACUCUUGCUGUUUGUAGGGAAUUUACUUUAUCAUGUGCUUUGUUUUAUUUGGAAGUUUUGAAUAGCUCUUACAUGUUAAAAACAUUUUUGUUUGUUAAUUGGGAUUUUGUGGUGAUGAUGUUUGCAUCCAAUGAGUAUUAUUUAGGAGCUUUUUAGUCUA